AUGAUGUCUGGAUCACUGAAGAGAUCCUCCAUUCCGGCUCCUGGACCUCCAGCUCCUGGCAUACCACCGGCUCCUGGGAAUCCACCUGGCAUUCCACCGGCUCCUGGGAAUCCUCCAGGGAAUCCUCCUGGGAAUGCACCUGGGAACUCAUCCUGGCCACCAGCCUCUGCGAAGCGUUUAGCCUCCUCUUCAGCAGCCUUUCUGUUGGCUUCUUGGCUCGAAGAAGACGCUUCAAAUGCUUGGGUGAGGAGCUCAGCGAACAGAACUAAAAGCAAAACGAGAAUCCUUUUAGCCGGUCCGACCAUCAUUAUCACCGGUCCAGCAGAAGAGAAUCCCGCCAAGAUUGAAUUACUUGGUCAUUAUGUUCCGGAGUCUAUUUUGAAAAAUGUUCAAUCAACAAAGUCGGAUGUUCUCAUUUACAAUUCUGAUGACAUCAAUGACUCAUUGAUCGGAACGACAGGAAACAUUCAAGAAAUCAAUGGUGUCUCUUUGAACAAGAAUGUUUCGACUGUUGCAUUCACCAAAAACUCGAUUGAAGAAUUGGAUGAAGGACGUGAAGCUCUGGAGAUCUUGCUCAGAACUGAACGUGCUCUUUACGUUAUUGAAUUCGAAAAGAGCAGUUCCUAUUGGCCAGAACACGCUGAUUGCUGGGCAACCUCAUCUGUCGAAUCGGAAUGUGAAAAUACCGUGUGGCUAUGCAAUAAGGCUAUGGCUGAUAUCCCGCUUGAGAUUUCGAUUGAGAAGACACUAGUCGAGAAAAUUUCUUCGGUUCCAAUUUCCUCGUUUUUCCUCGUCAGUGCGGCUUCCAAGAAACAUGACAUGAAAAAAGUAACUCGUUUUCAGAUGGAAGAAGAACUGGAGAACGAAAUUCAAGAUAUCGUUGAAAAAUCUAUGAAGACGGUUGAAAAAAGGAAAAAAGACUUGGAUGACGACGAUGAUGAUGAUGACAAUGAGUUUGACAACAAGCAUGACCCAAAACGUGAUCAUCGCCUUCAUUGCAAAUACCGCAAAACUUGCUAUGAAACUGGAAAGCGGGGACUCAUUGAGCCGUAUGACUUCUCAUUCGAUCACAUUUUCCAUUUCUGGAGAGCCCCUGCAACUCAACAGCACCAUCUUCCGAAAACCGAAGAUGCUGACCAGGAUGGAGUGCCAGACUCAGAAGACGACGAUGUCAAUCUUGCCGAUCGCAAACUAGUAUGCAAGUACCGAACUGCUUGCUACAAAGAGCAUAACAUUCCAUUGAGUGACAAGCAACAGGAACGCGAGAGAAGUUUUAUGUCUGCCAAACUCCAGGUGCCACAAGGAAAAAAACGUACUCUGAAAGAUAUUGCCGCGAAGGCUGUCAGUGGAGUCAAGGAGAGAGAAGAAGAAGUGAAAACCCGUCCAUUGCCAAAGUCAUUGAUUGUUGAGAAAAAGCUUCAGGAAAUCGAAAAUCAGUUGCAAAAGAAGUUAGAUUGCAAAUACAGAAAAACUUGCUAUGAAACUGGAAAGCUUCCUGAUAUCGAAGAAUCUAGCUUUUCGAUUCCGUUCCUGUACUCUGAAUCCAAAAAUGAGGACGACGACGAUGAAGAUGAGCAGAAGCCAUUCUCAGAGAUGGAAGACUUGGAAAGGAAGCAUUACUGCAAAUACCGCAAAUCAUGCUACGAAAGUGGAAAGAAACCAGAAAUCGAGAAUGAAUUGGUCAUCGAAUCAUUCCGUGAUAUUCUGGAUAUGCCGGACGUCGUGGAAACAAGAAAGCUGACUCUUCAAGAGCGUUGCAAGUACCGAAAAUCGUGCUAUGAAACUGGACUUCUUCCCGAUCUUAGCCGCGAUGACGAGCACAUUGAGAAAGCCAUCAACAAGGAAGUUAGUUCUGUGGUGCCUUCUACUGUACAAGAUUUGAAGACAUUGUGCAAGUAUCGUAAAUCUUGUUACCAGGAAAUCAGUGAAUCUUCGAGCGCUGAUAUUGUUCAAACAAUCAGAAAGCGAAGACUGAUUGAGAAGGAGGUCAGAAAGAGAAGAACGAGACGUCAUCGACGACUUCACAAACGCCGUGCAAUGAUGACCAGAUAUGGAAUGACAACUGGAUCAGCUAGUAAAUACGACAAAGUUGAGAAGACCCAAAAGGAGUUGCAAGACAUAGCCGAUGCCAGAGAAUACCGAAAAGAUGCACCAGCACCCAAAUCUGUUAAAAUUCAAGGAAAGAAGAAGGCGGAAAAGGUCGUCAAAGAAGUUGUAGAUCAAAAGAUUGUUGAUGCCGCUGAAGCUCAACAAGACAAUUCUGCCGAAGACGAGAAAGAGGCAGAACCGGAACCGGAACCACUCAAACAAAAGAAGGGUAAGAGAAGCUUGAGGAAAGUAAGAGAACCAGAACCCGAGGUCGAAGAUAUUCCCGAGCCAGAACCGGUGAAAAAACAGAAAAAGAGUUCAAAGAAGAUCAAGGAGCCAGAGCCAGAAGAUGAGCAAAAGGAGGAAGAGCCAAAACCUCAGCCAGUAAAAAAGACCAAGAAGAGUUUGAAGAAAGUGACUCCAGUUGAUCCAGAUGACGACGACGACGUUCCAGUACCAGUACCAGUUCCAGUCCCUGUUCCAGUGUCAGUGAAGACUGAUAACAAAAAGAAGCAGGAACAACCAGCACCCGAAGAUGAUGACGACGAUGAACCAGUCCCAGACCAUCCAGCUGCGCAAGUGUCUGUUAAAACAUCGAGCUCGAAGAGCGCUUCUGAUGCUGAUGAUGAUGACGACGACAAGGACGGCAAUGAGUUCGACAACCAGCAUGAUCCGAAACGUGAUCAUCGCUUGCAUUGCAAAUAUCGCAAAACUUGCUAUGAGACUGGAAAGCGGGGACUCAUUGAGCAGUAUGACUUCUCACUUUGGCACCUUGUACACUUCUGGGCUGCUCCACCAUCACAACAGCAUCAUAACUACGGAAAACAAAAGGAUUCGGACGGUGAUGGUGUUCCAGAUAUCGAAGAUAAAGAUGCAGCAAUGGCAGAUCGGAAGCUUUCCUGUAAAUAUCGUCCAUCAUGCUAUGAGAAGUACGAUAUUCCAGUUGGAGAGAAGAUUGUGGAAAGAGAACAGAAGAGAACAGUGAAAUCCGAUUCUGCAGAGGAUGAUGACGAUGACGAUGAAAUUGAAAGGAAGAUUGAUCCAAAUGCAGCUGAUCGCCGUCUCGAGUGCAAAUAUCGUAGAUCAUGCUACGAUAGUGGAGUACUCCCGACAAUUCAGCAAUGGAGCGAUGCUCCCACCCUUUCCGAAACAAUUGACACCAACUCCAAGAACAUGAAAUUCCAAAAGUGCAAGUAUCGUAAAUCUUGUUAUGAGGCCGAAGGAAUCAAUGAUAAGGAAGAGAACGCUGCUGAAAACAAAGAAGACCUGAAGAAACCACACAUUCAAGAGAAGAUGAAGCCAGUUGAAGCGUCAAAAGAUCGUCAUCACCAUCAAUCCAAACACAGUAAGAAGAAGCAUCAAGAGCCAGAAGAUAGCGAUGAGGACGACGAUGAUGAUAAGGAAGAAGAGCAAAAAGAAAAACAGAAGAAGAACAAGGAAGAGAAGAAAGAAGAAACUAAGAUUCACAAGCAAACCGAUAAGGAGACCUUAGAACAAGAAGGAAGAGAGGUCGCAUUGUCUGUUGCAGAAAAGAGUAAUUGCAAAUACCGUAAAUCGUGUUAUGCUUCUGUUGAACCAAAAACAACUAAACAAGAUCACUCUGGAACCAUGGCCAGGAGAGACGGAAGCGGUCAGAAGUGCCACAUCUACUACUUGUCAUGUCGUGAGGCAAUGGGUCUUCCUCCAAAGGAAAAAGCUCCGAUGGGUCCGAAUGGCAAGCGGUUGUGUCGCAAAGUGAAGAAAGACAACUGA
Caenorhabditis briggsae is the source of this 3840-nucleotide messenger RNA. The record is from RefSeq and is a predicted model, not a curated record. Lineage: Eukaryota; Metazoa; Nematoda; Chromadorea; Rhabditida; Rhabditidae. The coding region runs from base 1 to 3840 and encodes 1279 amino acids. The transcript is spliced from 8 exons.